Messenger RNA from Bacidia gigantensis, 1338 nucleotides. RefSeq lists its product as uncharacterized. The transcript has 4 exons. The record is from RefSeq and is a predicted model, not a curated record. NCBI's taxonomy places the organism in Eukaryota, Fungi, Ascomycota, Lecanoromycetes, Lecanorales, Ramalinaceae. The coding region runs from base 1 to 1338 and encodes 445 amino acids. Gene Ontology annotation, biological process: chromate transport. Gene Ontology annotation, molecular function: chromate transmembrane transporter activity.
AUGCUUCUGUGUAUAAACGCUGUUCGACACGGGCUGGCUUCGGGCUUUCUCGCGGUUGGGAUGUUCGCUCUCCCAGGUGCACUAGCAAUGUACGCCCUCGCCAUUGGUGUAUCACAUCUUCAAACCAACCUUCCGCCAGCCGUUUACGCCCUUCUGUCUGGCUUCAACGCCGCUGCCGUCGGGCUGAUCGCGUUCGCGGCCGUCAAAUUGGCGGAGCGCGCGAUCAGUGAUAGGAUCAGUCGGCUCUUGGUCUGCUUUGGGGGCGUGAUGGGGGGCAUGGGAAGUGCGUUGUGGUACUACCCCGUCCUCAUGGCCAGCGCAGGCUGCGCAACCUACAUCUGGGACACCUCCAUCCUACAGAACCUCUACGUCCGCACAAGAGCACGGGGGCACAAAUGGCGACAAGGACGUAAGAUCAGAAACAGGAGGCGAGAAUACGACGUCGAGGCGCUGAGCAAUUCGCGCUGGUCGGGCGAGUCAGAGCGUACAUUGUUGGAAAAGCCGCUGCCUGAACCACCUGCUGUGCACGAGAAGGACGCGGGACGGUGUAAGGAGGAUGUUGGGAUGGAGACGACGACGGAUGAAAAAGGGCAGGGAGGUGUGGUAGGGGGAAAGCUGGAUGCAGAGAAGGUGCGGCAUGAAGAUGUGGACGAUUUCGACAUCCCUUCCCUGCCAUGGGGGAUUGGGGUCACGAUUCUCGUGGGGUUUGUGAUCACUUUCGUGCUGGUCAUCGCAUUACGGGUUGUCAUACCGAAGUCGCGGAUUUUCGAUGUGUUCAGAUCGUUGUAUAUAGCUGGCACGAUCACUUUUGGUGGCGGGCCCGUCCUAACCCCCCUCCUCCGCGACUACAUCGUCUCCCCCGGCUUCGUCACCCCGCGCAACUUCCUCCUCGGCUUCUCCGCCUUCCAAGCCCUGCCCGGCCCAGGCUUCAAUUUCGCCAUCUACCUCGGCACCCUCUCCAUCAUCCACACCGCCAUCCCCUCCUUCCUCGGCGCCCUCAUCACCUUCGUCGCUAUCUACACCCCCGGACUCUGUAUCCUCGUGGGCUUCAUGUCCCUCUGGCGCAUCAUUAAUGGGAGGAAGUGGUUCCAUUCUAUCUUGAGGGGCGUCAAUGCUGCUGCCGUCGGACUGGUUUUCGCGGCGGUGUAUAAGUUGUGGCAGAUUGGGUAUUUGACGGUUUCGGUGCAGAGUGGGAGGCCGUUGGGCACGGAUCCGUGGUGUGUGUUGGUGCUUGCGGUCGUGUAUACGGGAAGUGCGUGGUUUGGCUGGAAUCCGCCGUUUUCGAUAUUGUUUGGGGGUGUGGCGGGGGUGGUGAAGUUCGCUGUCGUCAAUGCGUAG